Messenger RNA from Helobdella robusta, 885 nucleotides. RefSeq lists its product as hypothetical. Gene Ontology annotation, cellular component: nucleus. Gene Ontology annotation, biological process: chromatin remodeling. Bases 1 to 885 code for a protein of 294 amino acids. Lineage: Eukaryota; Metazoa; Annelida; Clitellata; Rhynchobdellida; Glossiphoniidae. Gene Ontology annotation, molecular function: catalytic activity. The record is from RefSeq and is a predicted model, not a curated record. The transcript has 2 exons.
AUGGCCCUCAGUAUCCGGCAGAAGAGGGUGCGAAGAAUCUCCGGAGACCCAGUCGAUGGGGUUGUGGUGCAAGGCCCUGUGGAUGGUCUGGCUACUGGCACCCCAAUCUAUAGUGUGGCGGUGCAAGGCACUAUAAAUGGAAGGACUACUUGUAGACCAAGGGGUUGGAGGUUUGGUACCUGGAAUGUAGGCACGUUGACAGGAAGAAGUUUGGAAGUGGUGGAGGAGCUGCAGAGGAGAAUGGUUGACGUGGCUGCAUUACAGGAGGUCAGAUGGAAGGGUGAGGGUACAAGGUUUGUGGGGGCUAAAGGUGGAAGAUAUAAGUUGUGGUGGAAGGGGGAUGAUGGUACGGGAGGAGUUGGUGUGAUGGUAAGAGAAGAGUUGUUGGAGCAGGUGUUGGAAGUGAGGCGGAGAAGCAAUGGGGUAAUUGUGGUGGUGAUGGUGUUUGGAAAAGUAAUAGUGAGGGUGAUAUCAGGAUAUGCUCCGCAACAAAGUAGGAAGGAAGAGGAGAAGGAUAGGUUUUAUGAUGAUGUUUCUGACGGGAUUGGGCAAGCGGGGUUGAAUGAGUUUGUGGUGUUGUUGGGUGAUUUGAAUGGUCAUGUGGGGGCGGAUGCAGACAUAUAUGAAGGUGUACAUGGGGGAUGGGGAUAUGGUAUACGGAAUGAGGAAGGGCGUAGAGUGUUGGAGUUAGCGGAUGCACACAGCAUGGUGGUGGGGAACACUUGGUUCACAAGGGAACCAGCGCGAUUGAUUACUUAUAGGUCAGGGGAACAUAGAUCGAUGAUCGACUAUAUAUUGGUAAGGGCCAAACAUAGGAAGUAUGUGAAGAAUGUGAAGGCGAUACCUGGUAUGUUGCAGCAUAGUAUGACACAUACCUCUCUUUAG